Messenger RNA from Thelazia callipaeda (thelaziosis nematode), 1422 nucleotides. The record is from the annotation of a GenBank genome assembly. Lineage: Eukaryota; Metazoa; Nematoda; Chromadorea; Rhabditida; Thelaziidae.
AUGAAAUCAAAAACGGAGAAAGCUGUUAAUGGAGAAGAUCAUAAUGAAACGGGUUUCAACACACCAGCAACGCUCAUCAAAAAUAUCUCGAACCGUUGGUUUAUCCCCUGGCCGUGGCCAACACUUCGCUCAAGUAGCAGUUCACAAACAGCGACUCAUUCACUGAGUAUGACAAAUGCCCGUGGACCUAAUUCUUCUUCGGCAACUCCGUCAACAACCGCUUCAACGGGUGCUUUGAUGGUAGGACCCAAUUUCAAGGUUGGAAAAAAAAUUGGUUGUGGCAAUUUUGGAGAACUUCGUUUAGGAAAGAAUUUGUAUAACAAUGAACAUGUUGCCAUCAAAUUAGAACCAUUGAAAAGCAAAGCACCUCAACUUCAUCUAGAAUAUCGAUUUUAUAAGCUGCUUGGCCAAAAUGAUGGACUACCUCAAGUACAUUACUUUGGGCCAUGUGGUAAAUACAAUGCUUUGGUUAUGGAAUUAUUAGGGCAUUCUUUGGAAGAUCUCUUUGAUUUAUGUGAUCGAAAAUUUUCCUUAAAAACUGUCGCUAUGAUUGCAAUGCAACUGAUGAGGCGAAUUGAAUAUGUACAUAUGAAGCAUCUAAUUUAUCGAGAUGUGAAACCAGAAAAUUUUUUGAUAGGACGUUAUUCUACCAGAAAGCAACAUUUACUACAUAUUAUCGAUUUUGGUCUUGCAAAAGAAUAUAUUGACUGUGAUACUGGUAAACAUAUUGCAUACAGAGAGCAUAAGUCGUUAACGGGAACUGCCAGAUAUAUGUCAAUAAAUACGCAUUUGGGUAAGGAGCAAAGUAGAAGGGACGAUUUGGAAGCACUGGGACAUAUGUUUAUGUAUUUCUUACGUGGUUCACUACCUUGGCAAGGUCUUAAGGCAGAUACUCUCAAGGAACGAUAUCAAAAAAUCGGUGAUACAAAGCGAGCAACUCUUAUUGAAGUACUUUGCGAAGGCUUCCCAGAAGAAUUUGCUCAGUACUUACGAUAUGCACGUCGAUUAGAUUUUUUUGAAGCGCCAGAUUACGAUUAUUGUUACAACUUAUUCAAAUCGGUGCUUGAUAAAUUGGGUUACACUUAUGAUUAUGAAUUUGACUGGACAUCGAAGCUAAAUCAAGUGUCAACAACUCCUUCUGGUUCUCUUCAUGCUGGCGAUCCCCAUAAAGGAGACGGUAAACGCAAUAGUGCAGUUAAAGGACGACAAGAUGAAACUCUAAAGCCUUCAAAUCAAACUGCAGCUACUGCACGUCAUGGUGGUGGUUUCGGUUCUACUCAAGUAAUUAAUUCUAAUGCUGGGGAAGUGAUCGAAGACAACGGUGGUCGAUCUCAACAACCUGUCGCUCAUCUUGAAGAUAAUAGCGAAGUAAAAUGUUGUUGCUUCCGACGACGAAGACGAAAGGCUGCGCAAGAAAAAUGA